AUGUCUCGCAGAACUUCGACCAUGGCGUCGAGCAGUUCCAACAGUGUUCCGCCGUCCGGCGACAGAGGUCAGUUUGCGAUCAUCCUGCGACUCCACGAGGCAUGUGAAACUCACGCCGUACAGGCCAAGAAAAACAGAAAAUGCUUCUUUCUUCCGACCAUGGUCACUUCAGUUUGGUCAAAGCUCUCCAUCUCGCCGAUUUGGUCACUGAACUUAAUGGUGAGCUCUACUCCGAGUAGCUUGAAACUGGGUGUUUUUGGGUUCAUGUCCGUCUUCUCGUCCAUGCGCUACUGCCUUGGAAACCCCUCGGAUUAUGGUUCCUUGUGGGCUGCGCUCGCGUUCAUGCCUUUUGGGUUGUUCUUCGACUUCAUGGAUGGCAAGAUUGCCCGCUGGCGCAAGAAGUCCUCGUUGAUGGGCCAGGAGCUCGACUCGCUCGCUGAUCUGAUUUCUUUCGGUCUCGCCCCCGCUGCCGCCGCAUUCGCGCUCGGAAUCCGCACCUCGCUUGACCAUGUUCUCCUGGCCUUCUUUGUUCUCUGCGGUCUGACUCGCCUGGCUCGCUUCAACGUCACAGUUGCUGUCCUUCCCAAGGACAAGAGUGGAAAAUCGAAGUAUUUUGAGGGUACACCUAUUCCGACUACUUUAUCUAUUGCCGGCCUCAUGGCCUACUGGGUCUCCCAGAGCUGGACACAUGAGAACAUUCCUUUCGGACUCGUGGCCGAGGGCACCAUCUUCGAGUUCCACCCCGUUGUUCUCAUGUUCGUCCUGCACGGCUGCCUGAUGGUCAGCAAGACGAUACACAUCCCCAAGCCGUGA
Messenger RNA from Penicillium argentinense, 813 nucleotides. RefSeq names its product CDP-diacylglycerol-serine O-phosphatidyltransferase. Gene Ontology annotation, biological process: phospholipid biosynthetic process. Gene Ontology annotation, cellular component: membrane. The record is from RefSeq and is a predicted model, not a curated record. Gene Ontology annotation, molecular function: phosphotransferase activity, for other substituted phosphate groups. The transcript is spliced from 4 exons. Bases 1 to 813 code for a protein of 270 amino acids. NCBI's taxonomy places the organism in Eukaryota, Fungi, Ascomycota, Eurotiomycetes, Eurotiales, Aspergillaceae.